ACUCUUCUUUCAGCUCACUUUAUUUAUACCACUCCUUGUCAUAAAACUUUUUGUGCUCACUGUUUUUUUUCACACUUGAGGGCCUGAGUUCAAUAUGCAGCUCUGUGUUGUAUUUUUCACUCAGUUGAUCAAUUAAUAUCAACAUUAUUUUCUCUGGCUCUCUCAACUGUUUUCUUGUUUUUUCCUUUCUGAAUUCUGAUUCUUGAAUUUAUGGCUUUUAGAUCUGGUUUUUGCCAUUUAUGGUAUUAAAUUUUCACACCAAAGAUCUGAUUUUUCUGCAUCUCCUUGAGUUUUGGAGAGUUAGGUCUUCUCUAGAUUCCUCAUCUCAUGCUUCUGUCAAAAAAAAUUAUAUAAAUUUAUUUUCAUGUUAUUCUCUUUGAAUAUAUGACUGCUCACUGAAACCACCAGUUCUUGUGCAGUUUAUCUGGUGCAAUUAAGUGGCAAAACAAGUAAAUUUAGAGUUUCAGUUCUGUCCAAUUAUAUUCAAAAUUUGUGUCCUGAUCAUAGAAAAAUGAAUCAAGGUCUAGACAUUUUGUCAAGGCCUAAUUCAAGCUGGCUCUUCGAAAGCAAGCCAACAAAAUGGACCUUAGAAGAGAACAAGCAAUUUGAGAAUGCACUAGCUUUGUUUGAUAAGGAUACUCCAGAUAGAUGGUACAAUAUAGCUGCAAUGAUCCCGGGGAAAACGGUGAAUGAUGUGAUGAAACAGUACAAAGAAUUAGAAGAAGAUGUUAGUGUAAUUGAAGCUGGAUUGAUCCCAGUUCCAGGCUAUGCAAGUGAUAAUUCUUUCGAACUUGAAUGGAUUAAUAAUCAAGGCUUCGAAGGGUUGAAACAAUUUUAUGUUCCAGGUGGAAAACGAAGCCCCUCGGAUCGGCCUUGUGAUCAAGAAAGGAAGAAAGGUUUGGCAUGGACAGAGGAAGAACACAGGCAAUUUCUGAGGGGGCUUAAAAAGUAUGGUAAAGGGGACUGGAGAAAUAUUUCGCGAAAUUUUGUGACUUCCAGGACUCCAACACAAGUUGCUAGUCAUGCUCAGAAGUAUUUCAUUAGACAACUCUCCGGAGGCAAAGAUAAGAGAAGAUCAAGCAUUCAUGAUAUCACAACCGUCAAUCUUGCAGAAGCCAAAUCCACAUCACCGGACAACCCAAAACCUCCUUCAGCGAAUAAAUUUAUAGCAGUCGAGCAGCAGCAUCAACAAGAUUCCAGUAACAUUGGCAUGGGAAAAGCAUUACAUGACUGGAACAUCCAAAAUCAAGGAGCAGUCAUGGCUUUUGAAAUGCCAAAUAGAAUGAAGACUGAAGCUUUUAGCGGAAACUCUACUUAUGAUACGCGAAAAAGCUUUCUACAAGGGCCUCAGUUUGGUUUAUACAAUUCAGUUUCUUGGACUCAACCCUGACAAUGAAGACAACCCUUUCAGAACAGGGGAGUUCUUGUUUUAAGGAUCAAUCAGGAGUUAAGCUAAUGUACAAGGAAGUUAACCCCUUUUAACCAGGGGAAUUCUUGUUUCAAGGAUCAUCAGGAGUUAAGCUAAUAUAUAAGGAUUUGCUUUUACACAUUGCAAUCAAUAGAUCAGUGUCUCUCGGUGAGCCUCUUUUUUAUUUUGCAAGAACAUUGGUAUGAGUCCAUUUUAUGCAGCUAGUAUGCAUGAUUGAUCUGAAUUUGGCA
Molecule: messenger RNA, 1659 nt
Organism: Daucus carota subsp. sativus
Lineage: Eukaryota; Viridiplantae; Streptophyta; Magnoliopsida; Apiales; Apiaceae
Product: transcription factor DIVARICATA
Exons: 2
Coding region: 512-1390 (292 amino acids)
Molecular function (GO): DNA binding
Source: RefSeq, a predicted model, not a curated record